Molecule: messenger RNA, 1725 nt
Organism: Drechmeria coniospora
Lineage: Eukaryota; Fungi; Ascomycota; Sordariomycetes; Hypocreales; Ophiocordycipitaceae
Product: Sulfate adenylyltransferase
Exons: 5
Coding region: 1-1725 (574 amino acids)
Biological process (GO): sulfur amino acid metabolic process
Cellular component (GO): cytoplasm
Molecular function (GO): adenylylsulfate kinase activity; ATP binding; sulfate adenylyltransferase (ATP) activity
Source: RefSeq, a predicted model, not a curated record
AUGGCCAACUCUCCUCACGGCGGCGUCCUCAAGGAUCUCUUCGCCCGCGACCUGCCACGUCAUGCCGAGCUCUCAAUAGAGUCGGAGAGGCUUCCUGCCCUCGUCCUGAGCGAGCGUCACCUCUGCGAUCUCGAGCUCAUCCUCAACGGCGGCUUUUCUCCCCUCCAAGGUUUCAUGUCGCAAGAGGACUACAAUGGAGUCGUCGAGAAUAACCGGCUCGUCGAUGGCAACCUUUUCAGCAUGCCCAUCACCCUCGACGUGGAUGAGACCCAGAUCAAAGAGCUCGGCAUCAAGCCUGGUGCGAGAAUCACCCUUCGCGACUCCCGGGACGACCGCAACCUCGCGAUCCUGACCGUCAAGGACCUGUACCGGCCGGACAAGAUCAGGGAAGCCGUCCAGGUGUUUGGCAGCGACGACGACACCCACCCUGGCGUCAAGCAUCUCUUCACCGUCGCCCGGGACACGUACGUCGGCGGUGAGCUCGAGGCCAUCAAUCGUCUGGAGCAUUACGAUUUCCUCGAUCUCCGCUUCACGCCGACGGAACUGCGAGCGCACUUCAACAAGCUUGGCUGGCAAAAGGUCGUCGCUUUCCAGACGCGGAACCCGAUGCACCGCGCCCACCGGGAGCUUACCGUCCGCGCCGCCCGCUCGCAGCAGGCCAACGUCCUCAUCCACCCGGUCGUCGGCCUGACCAAGCCCGGCGACAUCGAUCACUUCACCCGCGUCCGCGUCUACAAGGCCCUCCUGGCGCGGUACCCGAACAGCAUGGCCGCCCUCGCCCUCCUGCCGCUGGCCAUGCGCAUGGGCGGUCCCCGCGAAGCCCUCUGGCACGCCGUCAUCCGCAAGAACCACGGGGCGACGCACUUCAUCGUCGGCCGCGACCACGCCGGCCCGGGCAAGAACAAGGACGGCAAGGACCACUACGGCCCCUACGAGGCCCAGGAGCUCGUCAAGAGGUACCAGGACGAGCUGGGCAUCAAGAUGGUCGAGUUCCAGGAGAUGAUCUACAUCCCCGACAAGGACGAGUACAUGCCCGCCGACGAGAUCCCCAACGGCACCCGGACCAUGAACAUUUCCGGCACCGAGCUGCGCAACCGGCUCAGGACCGGCAAGGAGAUACCCGCCUGGUUCUCGUACCCCGAGGUCGUCGAGGUGCUGCGCGAGCAGAACCCGCUGCCGCGCGAGAAGGGCUUCACCGUCUUCAUGACGGGCUACCAGAACUGCGGCAAGGACCAGAUCGCGCGCGCGCUCCAGACCACGCUGAACCAGGGCGGCGGCCGGCCCGUCUCCAUGCUCGUCGGCGAAACCGUCCGCCACGAGCUCUCGUCCGAGCUCGGCUUCAGCAGGCAGGACCGCGAUCUCAACAUCUCGCGCAUCGCCUUUGUCGCCUCGGAGCUCACAAAGGCCGGCGCCGCCGUCAUCGCCGCGCCGAUUGCGCCCUUUGAGGACGCCCGCCGGCAGGCGCGCCAGCUCAUCGAGAAGUCGGGUCCCUUCUUCCUCAUCCACGUCGCCACCCCGCUGGAGUAUUGCGAGAAGACGGACCGGCGGGGCAUCUACAAGAAGGCGCGCGCCGGCGAGAUCAAGGGCUUCACCGGCGUCGACGACCCGUACGAGGAGCCGUCCAAGCCGGAUUUGGUGGUCGAUCUCGAGAAGCAGAACGUCCGAUCGAUCGUGCACGAGAUCAUCCUGCUGCUCGAGAGCAACGGCCUGCUCGAUCGGGUUUGA